AUGUUAGAUCAUAAACGAAAUCUAUCUUAAAAAAAUAUCAUUGUUGUUGUUACUUGUUAACAUAAACAAGUGAGCAUUGAGAUUUCUAUAGAUAGAAAUAUAGCUGAAUUGAUGAACAAAGUGAAUAUAUUAUUUUUAUUUAAUAGCUUCAUUAACAUCCAGAAAUACCUAAUGCAUAAUAGAUUGUGGCAUUAAGAACGGCAUCUCACUCUAUCACCAUAGAUUACCUAUUGUCAAUCCCCAAUGAAAGAGGUAAGCAUUCCAAUGAUAAAUGAGCCUAACUAUCUAUUGAUAAGAUUAAAUAAGAAAAUUUAAUUGCAGUCUAUGGAAAACCAUAAACUAAAUCAACAUUGACAUUAAGAGAUUUCAAAUUUGAAAAUUGUAUAGGAAAAGGAGGAACUUCUGAAGUUUAUUUGGUUAGACAUUACAUAUCUGGUAGAUUGUUUGCACUUAAAAUGAUAAAGAAAUAAUACAUAACCGAUUGUAGACGUUUAGAGUAAGUAUUAAGAGAAAAGAAAAUCUUAUCAUAAGUUAUGAAUUAAUCUAAAUUUGUAAUCCCAUUGUAUGCAACCUUUGCAAUUAAAGAUCACUUAUGUUUUCUAAUGGAAUAUUUACCUGGAGGUGAAAUGUUUUAUCAUCUUCAACAUUAUCAUUUCACAGAUGAAGAAGCAAGAUUAUAUAUUAGUGAAGUUAUUUGUGCAUUAGAAGACUUACAUCAACAUAAUAUCUUAUAUCGAGAUCUUAAAGUACACAUAUCUCAUUAUUAAAUUAGCCUGAAAAUAUCUUAAUUGAUAUUAAAGGUCAUAUAAAACUCACUGAUUUUGGACUCUCUAAACUUGAUUUGAAAGAUGAUCAACUUGCAAAUAGUUUUUGUGGAUCUCCUGAAUAUAUGCCACCUGAAGUAGUUAAUAGAUAAGGGUAUUCUUAUCCAGCUGAUUUCUAUACUUUGGGUUGCUUACUUUAUGAAUUACUUCUUGGUUUACCUCCUCAUUAUUCUUAAAAUACAGAAGAGAUCUUCUAUAAAAUCCAAAAUGAAGAAAUAACAUUUUCAGAUGAAUUAAAUUCUGAUGUUUUAUCUCUACUUUAGAAUUUGUUGGAGAAAGAUUAUAAUAAGAGAAUUCAUGAUUUUCAUACUCUAAAAAAAAAUCCUUGGUUUAUUACUAUUGAUUGGUCUGCUAUUAGGACUCAAUCUAUUAAAAAAAUGCCUAUAUCUUUUAAUUUGAAAGACACUAAUAUUCAUUAAGAAUUUUUACAAAUGGAUGUUAGCCAUUUAAAUUAAUAGAAUGAUGCUGGAGAAUUAAAUAGUUGUGAUGAUCUCUUUGAUUUUUUUUAUUUUGUUAAUGAUUAAUUAAAAGAUGUAUUUUAAUUCAAACCAAAAUUAAGAGUUUAAAGUGA
This is a messenger RNA of Paramecium pentaurelia, 1395 nucleotides long. NCBI's taxonomy places the organism in Eukaryota, Ciliophora, Oligohymenophorea, Peniculida, Parameciidae. The record is from the annotation of a GenBank genome assembly.